GUGGUCGUUAUAAUUUUUUUUAUCAUGGAAGUUAAAUUCCUCUCAUCACUUUGAUAUCUUGAGCAAUAAUCUUUUUAAACUUGAGUUCCUCGGCGUUAUUUUCGAAUUAUCUUAUAGAAAAGUUAAUUAAUUCGUAGUUGUAAUCGAUAUAGUCAUGGGUAAUUUAAGUAAAUGGUUAGAAGCAAAUAUGAUGUACGGUAUGACCCCUAAAACACUGAAGAAAACACCCGGGUUAUGGCCCAUGUACGCCUGUUGUGCUGCUGGAGUCGCUCUUGCCACUUGGUUUAGCUUACGUACAUGGUUGACAAAUCCUGACGGAAUUGACCCUAUCACUGGUAAAGGUAACUGGGAGAAAUACAGAGAUAAGGAUUUCAAAUUGGUUAAUAUUUCGGGAGUACACAUCCCUUCUCAAGCCCCGGAAUACAGAAUGCCUGGUGAUCCAUCCGAUGAUUCCUAUGCGACCAAAAGCUUCGUCCACCCACCUGGAUCAUCGAAACAUCAUUAAUGAAAUUACGUUGUUUAUUACUAGAUUUGCUUGAAUUCGUUAUUUUGUACAUAGAUGUCACCUAUUCAUAAUAUAUCAUUCAAUUGCGUAUUGAAAUGAUGUGAUCCGAGAUAUUACUUCUUUCUUUACUUCUGCGAAAAACGAAUGGAAAUGGUUGUUGAACGUUUCUAUAUAGCUUCGAUAUUGUAAUAUUAUGAUCGUAGUAGCAAUUACAAAGCUAAUUUACCGAUA
Messenger RNA from Planococcus citri (citrus mealybug), 736 nucleotides. It is a transcript of the gene ND-MLRQ, whose product is annotated as NADH dehydrogenase (ubiquinone) MLRQ subunit. The record is from RefSeq and is a predicted model, not a curated record. Bases 155 to 505 code for a protein of 116 amino acids. Lineage: Eukaryota; Metazoa; Arthropoda; Insecta; Hemiptera; Pseudococcidae. The transcript is spliced from 3 exons.